CAUAUUACAUUUUAGAAUAUCUACUGGUUCGUUAUCGUGUACAAAUAGUGAACACGCAAUUAAUGCUAUUUCGUAAAAAAAAACUGAUGUGAGAUGUUUGACACAGCAACAAAUAUAAUUUUGAUUUUUUUCUUUGUUUUGAAUACCGGUGUUCAAACUAUGGAACGGAAUCGUUGCGACUCCGUAUGUCGUGACCUACCUCAAGAUGAUAAUGAGCCAGUUUGUUUGAUGAUGAGUAGAUACAAGCGGGGAUAUGAAUUCUUCGUCAACCUUUGUCACGCCAGGCGAACAAUUUGUAGAGAAAAUUUAGAAAAUAAAAUAGGUAUAUCUAAAAUAGCAAAACCGAAACCUGUUGUAUUUCAAGAAGCGCUGCGUACAACUAUCAUAAUUGGACAAGUAUUUUCACUUUUUCCAGUUAGUGGUGUUUGCAACAACAAUGUAUCUAAAGUGAAAUUUGAAUGGUCAUCUUGGAAAUGUUUCGGUUUACUUUUGUCGAUGACUGGACAAAUUUUGAUGACGAUAAUGUGCAUUUACAAUACUGUUUACUCAAAAGCAUCGCUAAAUAUUGAAACUCCUGUAAUUUUCUAUGGUAUGACAUGUAUCACAAUGGCGAUGUUCCUCCGUGUUGCCACGUUAUGGCCAAAACUUGUCCGCCACAUCACGGCAGUUGAAGAAUCGGAUCCAAACUACGACACGUCUUUAAACCGCAAGUGCAAUGUCACAUGCGUUAUUAUCCUAUUAUUGUCGUCAUUUGAGUACGUCCUUUCAUUAUUGUUUGCUUUUGUAAAAGCAAGUGAGCUAAAAAAUAAGGAUUCGUGGUACGAAAGCUUUGCUGAAUAUUUAUAUCCAUGGGUUUUUAAUUACUUACCUUUUUCUCCACUGCUUGGAGUAAUGGUGCAGUUGAUCCAUUUUCAAGCAACUUUUAUCGUGAUUUUUUCCGAUCUCUUUAUAAUAUGUAUGAGCUACUAUUUAACAUCACGGUUGCGACACAUCAACACUAAAGUAUUAGUGGCUAGACAAAAACACUUGCCCGAAACUUUUUGGGAAAGGACACGCGAAGACUACACCCGAGCAGUCAAGCUCGUGCGUAAAGUUGAUGACGUGAUAAGUGGAAUAAUUUUUAUAUCAUUUGCGCAUAAUCUAUUUUUCGUCUGUGUUCAAUUAUUUCAUACAUUAGAAAGAUCCAGCGCACUUGGUGGUUAUAAAACUGAAACCUAUUUCGUCUUCUCUCUGAUUUAUCUUAUAAUUCGGUCAGUAGCUGUAUCUCUCAUAACUUCUCAAAUAAAUACAGCAUCGAUGUCGCCAGCACUUGUGUUAUAUGAUGUACCAACGUCACUUUACUGUAUCGAGGUUCAAAGAUUUCUUGAUCAAGUCACUGGAGAUAAAAUUGCGUUGACGGGGCUACAAUUUUUCAGAGUCACUCGUAAAUUGCUUUUAAAUAUAGCGGGAACGAUAGUGACUUAUGAGCUGGUAAUGUUUCAAUUCGACACGACUACUUCAAACGAAUUAGGAACACCAUUUCCGUCUACAAAUUUAAUGAAUAACAGGAGCUUUCAAAGAAGUAACUUUACAGGAUAAAAUAUGAAUUACAAUUUAUAUUUAGUAAAAUUUUAAAGGUCUUAAAAGUUAAACAGGUAUAAAAAUAUAAAGUCGUUUGUGUACAAAGCACCCUAGCCAUAUUAAGCAAUUAAAAAUGUUUGAGAAUUUUUUCGGUUAGUGUAAAGUGUUUAAGUAACAAAUACAUACAGACACCCAAAAUAACUUUCGUUUUAAAAUAUUAUUAAUACUACAUAUUCAAAUUGUAGACUGUUUUCGAGAUGACUUUUAAAUCUAAACCUACUAUUGAAUAAAUAACUUACAAAAUACUUACGGAUUUAAAUUGAAUCCCUACUGUUUUCACAUAAAAACAUCGAUAUCGUAUUUUACGAAUUCAUAAAAUCUUUAAAACAGAAAUUGAAUAUAGUACUGACGAUUUUUUAUUACGGAAUUU
Molecule: messenger RNA, 1990 nt
Organism: Danaus plexippus (monarch butterfly)
Lineage: Eukaryota; Metazoa; Arthropoda; Insecta; Lepidoptera; Nymphalidae
Product: gustatory receptor 5a for trehalose-like
Exons: 11
Coding region: 94-1578 (494 amino acids)
Biological process (GO): detection of chemical stimulus involved in sensory perception of taste; sensory perception of chemical stimulus
Cellular component (GO): membrane
Molecular function (GO): taste receptor activity
Source: RefSeq, a predicted model, not a curated record